AUGAAUCAUUGGUUUUCUAAUAUGAAACAUAGAUUUAUGGAUAUAUUUACUUUUAAAAAGAGUGAAAAAGAUUUAAAAAUAGAAAUGAGAAAUACAGGUCAAUUAUCAUUUAAAAAAAAUGAUAUAUCUGGAGGAAGACAAUAUAAUUCUGAUCCAUCAACAAAUAUUGGUCUUGCUGAAGCAUUAAAAAAAGUUUCUAAAAUACCAAAUAAUUAUUAUACUCUUCCUAAGAACAUUCCAACAUCUAAAAGUAUAACAAAAGGUGAAUCAAAUGAUGAUUUAAAAAAUCAGGUUACUAGUAGACCACGAAGUAGAACAACAUUAUCAGAAAAAGUAAAUAUUCUUGAAAAUAAUAAUACUGUAAAUAAAAAAAAAUCCAAAUUUUCUUAUGGAAAACAAAUUAUUACGAGUAGAAAACUUCGUGCCUCAUUUAAUAAACCAAAAUUUGUAAAAUGCCGUUCGUUAGAUUCUAGUAAUAUGGUAUCUAUUAAAAAAGGUGACCUCGAUUUUCCAUAA
This is a messenger RNA of Strongyloides ratti, 516 nucleotides long. RefSeq lists its product as hypothetical. The record is from RefSeq and is a predicted model, not a curated record. NCBI's taxonomy places the organism in Eukaryota, Metazoa, Nematoda, Chromadorea, Rhabditida, Strongyloididae. The coding region runs from base 1 to 516 and encodes 171 amino acids. The transcript has a single exon.